AUGCACUCGGUGACAAUGGAUGUGGAUGCCUUGCAAGGCAUGCUAGAACAAAUGAAUCUCAAAGCUCCGCAUUGGAGUGCCGAUUUGGACACCUCAACACGAUUGUAUCACUCAGCUAGUUCGAAGCCGUCGUCCAAUCCUGCCUUUUUCGUCCCUGCAUACCAAUGGCUGCUUGACAACUUACACAAUCCAUAUCCUUCCAAAGAGGUGAAACAAUGGCUCGCACGGAACUCCGGCGUACCGAUACGAUCCGUGGACAUCUGGUUCAUCAACGUGCGACAACGAAUCGGCUGGACCGCCGUGUCCCAGAAGUUCUGUCAUGGACGCCACGCGGACAUGCUCGAGGUUGCGCAUCGUGCGUAUCGAGGGGGCGACCUGAGCUUGUUGUCUCUAAAUCGAACCGUGUUUGCGGCGUUUGUGGAAAUGCAGUCUACCGCAGUCAAAUUAUACCUUGAGAAGCUCGCAGAUUGCGAUAUUCUACCUAGCAGUGCGACUUAUCAAAUUGCAAAACUUCGCGAGUCUGCUCUGCUCACGGCAACAGGAUAUCAGGAUUCAGCGAAUAGUCCGAUACAUGAGCGCCAUGCACCGUCUGUUCACUCCUACCAGAGUCAAGAGAUGCCCAAUGAUCAUGGGACGCCGUUAUCCUCUCAGGAUGUGAAGCUCAUGAUGCCUUUUAACGAAAAGAACGAUUCUUCGGUCAUCGUUGAUUACAUCGCACAAGCUGAUGGCAGUGGAGCAACUACCCUGCAAGCAGACAAAGCUGAACUUUCGCUCGACGUACCCCUUCAUGCGAUUCCGUCCCCUCACCUUCGCAAGAGACGACUAUCAAUGUCCGAGUCACAUGUCAUUUCCAAGCAACCCCGGCUCGCCUUCGCUCUCUGACUUCAGGUCAACCACAUAUCAGCUCACCUUACUCCAUGGGACAGUUUGAGUUGCUUGUGAUAAUCGCUAUUUGAUUUACCUGCUUGGUUUUCUUUGUGGAUGACAGUGCUCCCUACUGCGCUCAUGCCUUGUAAUAACUCUCCGG
Molecule: messenger RNA, 1027 nt
Organism: Laetiporus sulphureus 93-53
Lineage: Eukaryota; Fungi; Basidiomycota; Agaricomycetes; Polyporales; Laetiporaceae
Exons: 3
Coding region: 1-882 (293 amino acids)
Biological process (GO): regulation of DNA-templated transcription
Molecular function (GO): DNA binding
Source: RefSeq, a predicted model, not a curated record